GCGGGCGCGCGGACGGGCGCGUGUGGCCGGGGCCGGUUGGGGCUCGCGGGGGUCCGCGCCGCCGCCGCCUCUGCUUCCUGCCGGGCCCCGGGGGUCCCGCCCGGGGCACCGCGCACUAUGGCGAGCGAAGUGAUUGAGGACGAGAAGCGCUUCUACGCCAAGGCCAAGACCUAUUGGCAGGAAGUCCCGCCCACGGUGGACGGCAUGCUGGGGGGGUACGGCCACAUCUCAGCCAUCGACAUCAACAGCUCCAGGAAGUUCCUGCAGAAGUUCCUGAGGGAAGGCCCCAACAGGACGGGUACGUCGUGUGCCCUGGACUGCGGCGCGGGCAUCGGCAGGAUCACCAAGCGGCUCCUGCUGCCACUCUUCGAGGUGGUGGACAUGGUAGACGUGACCCAGGACUUCCUGGUGAAGGCCAAGAGCUACCUGGGCGAGGAGGGCAAGCGGGUGCGCAACUACUACUGCUGCGGCCUGCAGGACUUCAGCCCCGAGCCCGGCGCCUACGACGUCAUCUGGAUCCAGUGGGUGAUCGGCCACCUGACUGACCAGCACCUGGCCGAGUUCCUGCAGCGCUGCCGGCGUGGCUUGCGGCCCAAUGGCCUCGUAGUCAUCAAGGACAACAUGGCCCAGGAGGGCGUGAUCCUGGACGACGUGGACAGCAGUGUGUGCCGUGACCUUGAGGUGGUCCAUGGCAUCAUCCGCCGCGCGGGCCUCAAGCUGCUGGCCCAGGAGCGGCAGGAGAACCUGCCUGAGGAGAUCUACCACGUGUACAGCCUGGCCCUGAGAUGAGGCGGCCUCGCCCCCACUCAGCAUGGGAGAGGCAGGACCCAGAACCCCUGAAGCCUUGGCGCCAGGGA
Molecule: messenger RNA, 857 nt
Organism: Sorex fumeus (smoky shrew)
Lineage: Eukaryota; Metazoa; Chordata; Mammalia; Eulipotyphla; Soricidae
Gene: NTMT1
Product: N-terminal Xaa-Pro-Lys N-methyltransferase 1
Exons: 4
Coding region: 118-789 (223 amino acids)
Cellular component (GO): cytoplasm
Molecular function (GO): N-terminal protein N-methyltransferase activity
Source: RefSeq, a predicted model, not a curated record